Rotaria sordida is the source of this 1413-nucleotide messenger RNA. The record is from the annotation of a GenBank genome assembly. NCBI's taxonomy places the organism in Eukaryota, Metazoa, Rotifera, Eurotatoria, Philodinida, Philodinidae.
AUGAUGAUUAUGAUCUAUGCAAAAGAUUAUAGUGCAGCUGAAUUAAAUCGAUUACGUAUUACAAAACUUUACCGAAAUCAUUUAUUGAUAAGUCCAACAAUGAAAAAUACUACUCAAACAAUAGUAGCUAUUGGUCUAGGAAUUAUUGAAAUCGAAGGAAUUGAUCCACAACAACAGGUUAUAACACUUAAUGUUAAUUUUGAAUUAAAAUGGUGUGAUGAUCGUUUACGUUGGAAUACAAGUCAACAAUUAUGUUUAAAUAAACGAAAUCGUUCGACAAUAUUUUUCAGUGCAAAUGAAAUAUGGAUACCUGAUAUAAUCGCAAUAAAUGGACCAGGAAAAACAGAAAAAGAAGUAAAAUAUCAAUAUCCAAUUUUAACUAUAUGUACAGGUAUUGUUCGAUGGUCAUAUCAAGAUAAACUUGUAUCAUAUUGUGAAAUAAAUGUUGAAAAUUUUCCAUUUGAUCAACAACAUUGUUCUAUUAUACUUCAAUCAACUAUAUAUGAUUUAACUAAAUUAAAAUUACGUAGUUUAUAUAAAGUUAUACAAUUAUAUAAUUUUAUAAAUACAGAAUGGAAAAUAAUACAUGCAACAAUUGAAGAAAUUGAUUUAUAUAAUCCAUAUUAUGAACGUUAUUUUAGUACAAUUAAAAUAAAUAUUAAACUUGUACGUCAUUCACAUUUUUAUAUUGUUAAAAUUCUUUUACCUUUUUCAAUUAUAUCAUCACUUGGAUUAUUUUCAUUUUGUUUACCAAUAGAUAGUGGAGAAAAAAUAACACUUACUGUUAGUGUUUUACUUUCAUUAACAAUUUAUUUACAACUUAUAUCAAAUUAUGUACCAAAAAAUGAACGUAAUCUUUGUAUAUUAACAUUAUAUUCAAAUAUAAUAUUUUCAUUUAUUUUUCUUUCUUGUCUAUUUAAUAUAUUAACAAUAUUUAUUUAUUAUCAUGAACAAUAUUUUUUAAGAAAUAAAAUAUUAAAACAACAACAAAAACAAACAUUUUUAUUUACUAUAAAUCAAUCAUUAUUAGAAUUUAAUCAACAACGAUUAAUAGUAUUUGAAAAAUAUCAAAAUAUUCAAGAAUAUUUACCUGAACAUAUUAAUAUUAAUAAUCAUGAAAUUUUAUAUGAUUUAAUAUAUAUACGAGAAUUAUUAAAAGAUUUACUUAUAGGAAAAAAUUUUAUUAAUUUUCAUUAUCAUUUAUUUUAUUCUCAACAAUCUAUUCAACAAUUUGCUAUAUUAAUUGAUCGAAUUUUAUUUUUUAUUUAUCUUAUUUCAAUGCCAUUAUGUAUGAUAAUAUUAUUUAAAUCAAAUAAUCAAUCAAAUAUAUCAUCAUCAACAAUAAAUCAAUUACUUGAUAUACGUAAAACAGCUAUUGAUCCACCACCAAUUUAUCGUGGAUGUCCAACAUAA